ACAAUUCAUAAUGAUUUUAAAUUUAAUAUUCACUUUCUUUCUGACCACAGCACUCUGCUUCACAAGCACAGCAAAUCUGGGGAGCCCAGGAAGUUAUGCAGCUGAUGCCACUUUGACAGAAACUUCUACUGAUGUGUACUCGCUUGACUUGAAGUUCACGUUCCCUUCGACUAUCAUGGACGGUGGUAGGUAGGUUUGUUAGCAUGCUGUGAAUCAACACAGCACAAUCCGAUUACACUCUUACUAGUGAUACAAGUUCAUUAGAGACGUUUGGAUAUUCAAUUCGCUGAGCAUCUACCUGAACAUCAUUAUCAUCCAUCAUUUGGAGUGGAUACUACAGUGGAACAGCAGAUUAUACCAAUUCUGACGGCAGAUUUGAUACAACAGGAGGGACAAGCUACAAAAGUUCACUAGCAAAAACUAAUACUUCUGAUGAUACUACAGAUCCUUCUGUUCCAACAAUGACUUUUCAUUAUGCUAGUAUUUCUAAAGCGGCCUUAGCUACUGAUUAUAAACUACCAAACAAAGAUGAGACCUACUAUUACAAAUGUUUCUGUGACUUCAGCAUGGGGAUACCUCCAAAUGGAUUGGUUUUCUCAGAUGUAGGAACUGGACUAUCUACAUCUAAUAAUUCAGUGACUAAUGCUUUAUUAGGUUUAAUUCCAACUCCUCCAGUUACUCCUCCAGUUACUCCUCCAGUUACUCCUCCAUCUACUCCUCCAACUACACCGACCACUCCCUCUUCAGGCGGAACCUCUACCUCUGAUCAGACAACUGAAGAAGAAAAGGAUAUGAGGAAGACAGCUGAAGUGUUUACCUUAGUUGCUCUUGCAAUCGUAGCCAUACUUGCUGUAAUAGGAGCUUUAGUAAAAGGUAUCCCACUGACUUCCCUUUGGAUGGUUAUAGACCAAAUUCAAAUGAUUAUUCUUGUCUUGCUUGUUAAUAAUAGCACAACUUUGGAAUUUGAAAAAUUCCUUCACGGAGUUGGAUUCAUCAUGGCUAAUUUUAACUUUAUGAAAAUCCAAGAGAUCCCUUAUGUAGAAGAGCUCACUGAGUGGCUAGACUACGGAAUUGUUUCGAAGAAGUUAGACAAUGUUGGAAUAAAGUCUCAAAGCCAUCUUUUUAACAAUUUUUCUCUAGCUACCAUUUUAUCGGUUAUCGCUCUAAUUCAUAUUAUUUUCAAAGUAUCGGUUUGCUUUAAAGACGAUAAUCAUUCAAAUGCAUUGAUGAAGUAUGGAACAAUCCUCAGAACUAAGGGAAGUAACUUUAUUUCAAAUUCUGUGUACAUGAGAUUCAUUAUGCUUACUUUCAUGACUGUUAUCUUUGCUGCUGUCAUCUCUAUCAGAGAAUUUAAAUUUUCAAAAACAGAGAUGGUAUUAUCUCAUGUAUCAGCCUGGAUGCUCUUGAUAGCUUCUGCAGGUUUUAUCGGUGCGCUCUUCUUUCUAUAUUACUUCACAAGAACGGACUUCGAUCCUAAUCAAAAGAAUUUUGUGAAGGAGAUCUUUUCAGGGCUAAGAGAUACUAAAACUUCGAGAUUACUGCCAUUUGUGUCAACACUAAGAAAACUUCUGAAUAUCGUUGCAGUAGUCUUCAUUGCAAUGGAAGGUGAACGCACAUAUGCACUAGUGUUAUUAAUGAGCAUUCAGGUGGUCUAUCUCGCAUUCAUGGUCCUUGUUAGGCCAUUUUUUUUAGUCUUUAAUAAUUGUUUGAAAAUAACAUUGGAAUCCUUCCAGUUCAUUAUUAUGGUGUAUAUGGCUGGCAUGGAGAGUGAGUCAGAUUGGCCUAAAGGAGCAAUCAAAGGAUUAAUGGCAAUUCUUAUUAUCAAUGCAGUAGCCAUUAUGAGCAUUGUAACAUGAUUCACCGUUUUGCAUGUAAUUGGAUUAUUUAGUCAGGGUUCAGCAGGAAAUAAUAUUAAUGGAAGAUCGCAAAAUGAAACUGUUAGAAAGAUCAGGACAUCAACAAGAGGAGGAAACAUAAUUGCCAGAGAUGUCGAAGAUAUUGGUCCCGGAGAUAUCAAGAGCAUCUAAGAAACGACUUCAUGAAAAAUUCAAAUAAUCUUGAUUAAAAAUUCAAAAU
Molecule: messenger RNA, 2076 nt
Organism: Moneuplotes crassus
Lineage: Eukaryota; Ciliophora; Spirotrichea; Euplotida; Euplotidae
Source: the annotation of a GenBank genome assembly